Sphaeramia orbicularis (orbiculate cardinalfish) is the source of this 2652-nucleotide messenger RNA. RefSeq lists its product as uncharacterized. The record is from RefSeq and is a predicted model, not a curated record. The transcript has 19 exons. Bases 1 to 2652 code for a protein of 883 amino acids. Lineage: Eukaryota; Metazoa; Chordata; Actinopteri; Kurtiformes; Apogonidae.
AUGCGUGGAUCGCUGCAGGUUCGGCGGACGGAGCGCAGCUGCGGAUCCACGGACGCGCCUUCCACGGGACAAGAAGAACUGGAGUGGAGGCGAGAGGUGGACUCGGCGGAUAUCCAUUCAAAAUGCCUGGGUAAUAUCAUGCGUGUUGACAUUGGACCCCUCAAAGGGAAAAUCCUUGAAGUCUCCGGUGUGAUUAAUAACUCUGUCAUCCUGGUAACACCACGUUUAGCGUCUUACUGUGGCUUCAGCAUGAAGAUCGACCCGCUGGGAGACGCCAUAGUUUACGCCUCCCUCCAAAACUGCUUUGCUCUAAAUGUGGAGGAUAAAGUGUUCAAAACAGUGUUAAAUCUUCGGCUGUAUGGGAACCAGAUGGUUGAGGACGAGCUGUACCAGGUGGCUGAAACCUGCUACUACACCGACUGGGCUGCAAGGGAAAUUAUCUGUGACCGCAACUAUAUGGAGGUGUCUGUGAAGAGGGCAGCUCCAGAUGAUUAUAUCCUCCCGAAACAGCCCCUGUCAAAGGUUAAUGCAAAGUUUGGUGAUCCUCGACGAGCUGCAGAGAAACGACCCAUAGACAAAGGAUUCAAGAUCACAAAAGUUGUGUUUUUCACCCCUGAGGAGAGGAUAAUGGAAGUGACUGAAGCUCAGAGGGCAGGUUAUGAAAUCGCAAACACUCCUACAAGGCUGACUCUGAGAAGCUCUAAGACUGCACCAGAAACGUACAUCCAGCAAGUAAAAGGAGUGAAUAUGAUCGUGCUAAAAACAUCUACGGUCUUUGAGAAGAAAUGGCAGAUGACUCAAAUCGAUGCCGCAGCUGCUUGUCCAAUACAACAAGGUAGCAUUUCCUUCACUCCGUACACAAUCAUCUGGUUCCUGCCCAAGUUCAUUGAACCGCUGAUUUCCACCAACCAGCCCAGACUGUUGGAGGUGUUCGUGGGCAUCGACGGACACAGGCUCAGUCCUGCCGAGAUAGCCGCCAGAGGAUACGCCAUAACUGUCACCGACCUACACAUCAUCGUUCAUAUUCCUGUGGGGGCCGUCGGUGGAUACUUUAAGGAUGAUCAGCCUUUCAAGACUUACACAAUUGAGCCGAUGCUUGAGUUGCUCUGGACUGAGGGCACCACCCUCGAAAACACACGAUACAAAGUCCUCUUCCCAAUAACGAUCCCAGUCCCACAAAUUGUUGACAACACUGUUGCCAAAGAGCGGAUAUUUAAGGUGUUACUUGGGCCUUUUGGAGACGACGUGGCACUAAUAAACAUCACGUUCCCCUCUGGGGUCUUGUCUGCGGCAGACUGCAAUGUCAGAGGUUUUAACGUCCAGGAACACAGGUCCCACAACGGCAGCUUGAAGUUCUUGACACUUCAAGUGCCCUUCACGGACCGUCUCGUCCUGCAGAUGAGAGGAAAUGGAUAUACGGUCUACUCCCUUCAUAUGACCUUUGGGUUGAUGGCCGCUCUGGCAGGACCGUUUUCAUUCACUGCUCGUCUGGAGGCUCAAUUAUUGGACAUAGUUUCUCCGUUUAUCUCUGGCAGCUGCGAUCAUGCAAACUUUUAUGUCCUUGUGAAAUACGGGACUCACGGCGCUCAGUUUCAGACUUUAUUAGGAAAACGGACGCUGUCUCCAGAUCUGGCUCAGCAGUACAACGCCAGGGAGAACGGAACACACUUCAGUGUAACCGUGCCAUUUUCAGCCCCUGAUGUCGUGUUUGAGGCCGUUCAGGGGUCAUCCAUUCGGAGCAGACUCGAUGUGACCCUGAGGAACCCACAAACCGGCAGACACGUCAAAGACUUCGCUCUGACCUGCCAGUUCUACUCAACUCUGACCGAGUGUUUCCCUAAUGGAACCAUUACGACUGUAGCUGUGAAAGUAGAAUCAGUUCCCAGUUUGAAUCCUGGUCAGCUGACCCUCAGAGACCCCAACUGUGGACCCCGAUUCAGCGACGACCGCUUUGCAUACUUUGUCUUUACCGCCAACUCUUGUGGAACAAAAAGAAAGUUUUUGCCAAAUGUCAUGAGGUACGAGAAUGAAAUCUCCCUGCCCAAUUACCUUGAAAAACAGGAUUCACAGAGCGAAGAGUCUGAAUACGAGUUGAAAGUCAUCUGUUACUAUGUCGUCAACACAACCUACGCUUUGACCUUCCACACCAGAGCUCGCAGAAGUCAACCAUAUGCUGAAGCAGCAAAAGGGAAACUGCAGAUCGCAAUGAGACUUGCUUUAGAUGACACAUACAGCGCGUUUCACCAAGAUGAGGACUAUCCGUUAACAAAGUUCCUCCAAGAACCGCUGUAUUUCGAGGUGGAGCUGAUGACGCUGACAAAUCCCCACGUAUCCCUGGAACUGGAAAACUGUUGGGCAACGGUGGACAAAGACGGGACGUCCCAACCAAGAUGGAACCUCAUCAUUAAUGGUUGUGUUAAUCCUGUGGACCCGCAUCAGGUGGUGUUCCAUUCUGUUUGGGUUGAUGCCAGAGUUAAGUAUCCGUCUCACCACAAACGGUUCGAAGUCCGGACGUUUUCCUUCAUGAAAGACCAAGAUACCAUGAGUCCACAGAUGUUCGUCCACUGUGAUGUGGUGAUCUGUGACUCCAGGAACCCUCAGGGUGGAGUGUGCAAUGGCCAGUGUUCAAACCAGAUGAAAGGUAAUGGGUGA